Messenger RNA from Uranotaenia lowii, 984 nucleotides. Its product is annotated as secreted protein C-like. The annotation marks the transcript as partial. Lineage: Eukaryota; Metazoa; Arthropoda; Insecta; Diptera; Culicidae. The record is from RefSeq and is a predicted model, not a curated record. The transcript has a single exon.
CAGUCAAGUCAGUCAAGUCAGUCAAGUCAGUCAAGUCAGUCAAGUCAGUCAAGUCAGUCAAGUCAGUCAAGUCAGUCAAGUCAGUCAAGUCAGUCAAGUCAGUCAAGUCAGUCAAGUCAGUCAAGUCAGUCAAGUCAGUCAAGUCAGUCAAGUCAGUCAAGUCAGUCAAGUCAGUCAAGUCAGUCAAGUCAGUCAAGUCAGUCAAGUCAGUCAAGUCAGUCAAGUCAGUCAAGUCAGUCAAGUCAGUCAAGUCAGUCAAGUCAGUCAAGUCAGUCAAGUCAGUCAAGUCAGUCAAGUCAGUCAAGUCAGUCAAGUCAGUCAAGUCAGUCAAGUCAGUCAAGUCAGUCAAGUCAGUCAAGUCAGUCAAGUCAGUCAAGUCAGUCAAGUCAGUCAAGUCAGUCAAGUCAGUCAAGUCAGUCAAGUCAGUCAAGUCAGUCAAGUCAGUCAAGUCAGUCAAGUCAGUCAAGUCAGUCAAGUCAGUCAAGUCAGUCAAGUCAGUCAAGUCAGUCAAGUCAGUCAAGUCAGUCAAGUCAGUCAAGUCAGUCAAGUCAGUCAAGUCAGUCAAGUCAGUCAAGUCAGUCAAGUCAGUCAAGUCAGUCAAGUCAGUCAAGUCAGUCAAGUCAGUCAAGUCAGUCAAGUCAGUCAAGUCAGUCAAGUCAGUCAAGUCAGUCAAGUCAGUCAAGUCAGUCAAGUCAGUCAAGUCAGUCAAGUCAGUCAAGUCAGUCAAGUCAGUCAAGUCAGUCAAGUCAGUCAAGUCAGUCAAGUCAGUCAAGUCAGUCAAGUCAGUCAAGUCAGUCAAGUCAGUCAAGUCAGUCAAGUCAGUCAAGUCAGUCAAGUCAGUCAAGUCAGUCAAGUCAGUCAAGUCAGUCAAGUCAGUCAAGUCAGUCAAGUCAGUCAAGUCAGUCAAGUCAGUCAAGUCAGUCAAGUCAGUCAAGUCAGUCAAGUCAGUCAAGUCAGUCAAGUCAGUCAAGUCAGUCAAGUCAG